Molecule: messenger RNA, 676 nt
Organism: Hippocampus zosterae (dwarf seahorse)
Lineage: Eukaryota; Metazoa; Chordata; Actinopteri; Syngnathiformes; Syngnathidae
Product: histone H3-like
Exons: 1
Coding region: 7-417 (136 amino acids)
Cellular component (GO): nucleosome
Molecular function (GO): protein heterodimerization activity; structural constituent of chromatin; DNA binding
Source: RefSeq, a predicted model, not a curated record
AAGAAUAUGGCAAGAACGAAACAGACCGCUCGCAAAUCCACCGGCGGUAAAGCCCCUAGGAAGCAGCUGGCCACAAAGGCAGCACGAAAGAGCGCGCCGGCCACCGGCGGCGUCAAGAAGCCUCACCGCUAUCGUCCUGGUACUGUGGCUCUCCGCGAGAUUCGCCGCUACCAGAAGUCCACCGAGCUGCUCAUCCGCAAGCUACCAUUCCAGCGCCUUGUUAGGGAGAUUGCUCAAGACUUCAAGACCGACCUGCGCUUCCAGAGCUCGGCAGUCAUGGCCUUGCAAGAGUCAAGCGAGGCCUACUUGGUGGGUCUGUUUGAGGACACCAAUCUGUGCGCUAUCCACGCAAAGCGGGUCACGAUCAUGCCAAAAGAUAUUCAACUGGCCCGUAGGAUCCGAGGCGAGAGGGCCUAGGCUAUCUCUUCACCACCACAACGGCUCUUUUAAGAGCCACCACAAUGACAUCUAAGUGAAACAUUCCUCUACAUUGUCAAAUGUCAAUAUUUACAGCACUGUUGAGAUCUUGUACAACAAAUGCUGCUACUGGUCACUCUGAAACGGUUUGAUGAUUUUCUGCACAAACUCAUUGUAUUGUAUACUACCACUGAUCACUUUAGCUCUGCUUGAUGCUUUGCACAGUGUCUCACAGUUGUCACUGGGUGGUACUAUGGUU